Molecule: messenger RNA, 348 nt
Organism: Colletotrichum acutatum
Lineage: Eukaryota; Fungi; Ascomycota; Sordariomycetes; Glomerellales; Glomerellaceae
Exons: 3
Coding region: 1-348 (115 amino acids)
Source: RefSeq, a predicted model, not a curated record
AUGGCACGGGUGCAGUUUGAGAUGAGGCGUCUGUGGUUGGAUGCUGCGGUGAGCGGAGGUGGACUGCCUCCGUGGUGCCUGUGUCUGGGCGUGAUCCUGGGAGCCCACACCGGAGCUGACUCGAUUGGACCUGACUCGCGAGGCUGGCGCUGGUUAGUGAUGUUGGACUCUGGUGGAGGCCGUGGAGGAAGAGGUCAUGAUCCCUGGAUGACGAUUCGUCCCUUGGAUUCCAGGAACUCUGGCGACUGGGACUGGGACUGGGACUGGAGCACCAAGGUUCCCAAGAACCCAAGCCUCCUCAAGCCAAGGCUUUGCCUAUUUCCUGCUGUCGUCCGGGCCUCGACUUGA